Drosophila willistoni is the source of this 3033-nucleotide messenger RNA. It is a transcript of the gene Gprk2, whose product is annotated as G protein-coupled receptor kinase 2. Lineage: Eukaryota; Metazoa; Arthropoda; Insecta; Diptera; Drosophilidae. The coding region runs from base 572 to 2740 and encodes 722 amino acids. Gene Ontology annotation, biological process: protein phosphorylation; signal transduction; regulation of signal transduction. The record is from RefSeq and is a predicted model, not a curated record. Gene Ontology annotation, molecular function: G protein-coupled receptor kinase activity; ATP binding. Gene Ontology annotation, cellular component: cytoplasm. The transcript is spliced from 11 exons.
GAAUCUUUUGAUCAAAUUCCAUACAAUUGUAGAAGGCGGCAGAAAACUAACUACCCACACAUACGCACAACACACGCACACACUCACACAUACUGAUUGAAAUUCAAUCAAGCUAAAGCUUUUGUGUGGAAUCGACGACGACGACGACGGCAAGAAUAUUUUUUAAAUUCUGCAAAUUCCGAACCUUGAAACUAAAUGACGCCUGUGUCUAUAACAAAUUUUUCACAUACCACAACGCUGGACCCAAGACGACGGUUCAAAAUUAUUAGCCAACCAUUUGUAGACUUGCAAAUUUAGAAGCCCAAGAAGGAAAUAGAAAGAAGCCAGCCCAAAAAGCAACAGGAGAGAAGCCAGAGAGGAAAGGAAAAGGAAUUUAGGCUCAGCACAAACGAAGGAAAGCUAGUGAAUCUACAUCAAAAGCACAAUCCUUCUACAGGCGCACAACAGCAGCAACAACAACAACAAGAACAACAACAAUAAGCAACACAGAGUUGAGAGCGACGUGUUGUGUGUGCAACAAUUUUUUCAAGAGCGCCAAAGGAUUCAUUAAAAAACCGCCAACCUGGAACUAAUGGAAUUAGAGAAUAUUGUGGCCAAUACGGUCUACUUGAAAGCAAGAGAAGGCGGUUCCGACAGCAACAAAGGAAAAAGUAAAAAAUGGCGAAAAAUAUUACAAUUUCCACACAUAUCGCAGUGCAUCAAUCUGAAAGACAAAUUAGAUAUAAGCUAUGGAUACGUGAUAGAUCAGCAGCCCAUUGGUCGUGAGCUCUUUCGUCAGUUCUGCGAGAACAAAAGGCCGAUUUAUUUUCGCUACAUUAGUUUUCUAGAUCAGGUGGUGAAAUAUGAAAUCGAGUAUAUUGUGAAUCGGAUAUUCAUUGGCCAUGACAUUGGACGUCGCUUUCUGGACAUUGAGCCACAGUUGGAGCUGCGCAACGGCGGCGGUGAUGGCGGGGGAGGAGGAGGCGAUGCACUGGAUGCGGAGACACAGGAGGAGCUGCGGCUUAAAAGUAGCAAUGCCAAUCCAAAUCCAACUGAAACUGCUGAGACUGAACACUGCAACAAAACCACCGCCAAUAAAUUGAACAACAUUAACAACAGCCACAAUAAUCAUGAGAAAAUUGUUGAUACAAGGCAUUACAACGGUGACGAUGCAACUGGAAAUGGUAAUGGCAACGGCAACGGCAAUGGCAAUGGUGACGGCGAUGGCGAUGGCGAAGGUGACGACGAGGGCGUUGAAUGCGAGGGCAGCCACAAUGAUGAGGGAGGCACAGCAUCCAAGAAAGGCGAGGGCACUGCCGGAUCUGGGGAUGAACUCGUUUUGGAUGUGCUGAACGAUGAUCUCAUUGCGCAAGUGCGUAGCAAACUAAACAGCGGCGGCAAGGAUAUCUUUGCCCAGUGUAUGAAUGCAGUGAAAGCAUUUCUGGCCGGUGAACCAUUCAGGGAGUUUGAAAAUUCCAUGUACUUUUAUCGUUAUUUGCAGUGGAAGUGGCUGGAGGCACAGCCAAUCACAUACAAAACGUUUCGCAUGUAUCGUGUUCUGGGCAAAGGAGGCUUUGGCGAAGUUUGCGCCUGUCAGGUUCGUGCCACGGGUAAAAUGUACGCGUGCAAGAAACUGGAGAAAAAACGCAUCAAGAAACGCAAGGGCGAAUCGAUGGUCCUUAUCGAGAAGCAGAUUUUGCAAAAAAUCAACUCGCCAUUCGUGGUCAAUCUGGCCUACGCCUACGAGACAAAAGAUGCCCUCUGCCUGGUGCUGACCAUAAUGAAUGGCGGCGAUUUAAAAUUUCACAUUUACAAUAUGGGCGGAGAGCCUGGAUUUGAAUUGGAACGGGCACGUUUCUAUGCCGCCGAAGUGGCUUGUGGGCUGCAGCAUCUGCAUAAGCAGGGAAUUGUUUAUAGGGAUUGCAAGCCGGAGAACAUCCUCUUGGAUGAUCAUGGUCAUGUGCGAAUAUCCGAUUUGGGUUUAGCUGUAGAGAUACCCGAAGGUGAAAUGGUACGAGGACGAGUGGGCACUGUGGGCUACAUGGCACCCGAGGUUAUCGACAAUGAGAAGUAUGCAUUUUCCCCCGAUUGGUUUAGUUUCGGUUGCCUGUUAUACGAAAUGAUUGAGGGUCAGGCACCAUUUCGGAUGCGCAAGGAGAAGGUUAAGCGCGAGGAAGUUGAUAGGCGUGUUAAGGAGGAUCCCGAAAAGUAUUCAAGCAAGUUUAGUGAUGAAGCCAAAUCAAUGUGCCAACAGCUGUUAGCUAAGUCUAUAAAACAACGUUUGGGUUGCCGCAAUGGACGCAUGGGAGCUCAGGAUGUGAUGGCACAUCCAUUUUUCCAUUCUACCCAGCUGAAUUGGCGUCGCUUAGAGGCCGGUAUGCUAGAGCCGCCCUUUGUGCCAGACCCACAUGCCGUAUAUGCCAAAGAUGUGCUCGAUAUUGAACAGUUCUCCACAGUCAAAGGCGUCAAUAUCGAUGAAUCCGACACCAAUUUCUAUACGAAAUUCAAUACUGGUUCUGUGUCCAUUUCAUGGCAGAAUGAAAUGAUGGAAACUGAAUGUUUUCGCGAACUAAAUGUCUUCGGUUCCGAAGAAUGCCCAACGCCAGAUUUGCAGAUCAAUGCAGUACCAGAGCCGGACAAGGCGGGUUGUUUCCCCUUCAGGCGGAAGAAGAAGCAACCAGCUCGCACACAGCCCAUACCCAUUCCUGAGCAUUUGCUAACCACUAGUCACAGCGUGUCCUCAACGACGGUCGAGAGCUGAUAGCAUAGGAUGAAGAAAGUGAAUAAGCCACAACCAGAUUAUGACGCGAACAAUGAAGAUGACGACGAAGACGACGACGCAGCUCCUAUCCUAGAUACAUAGCACAAAUUGAGCUCCAUUCGCCGCACAAUUAUCCAAAUGUAAUGGGGGGUAUUCAAUAUAACAUUCAACAACAACAAACAACCCAAGGAGGAGAGCCCAUAAUGGGUUCUCAAUUUUCAGAGAAUUGUAUUUUGUACUGAUUGAUUGAUUUCAACGAUAACUACGUACAUAUACAUAUAUAUAUAUAUAUA